GAAGAAGAAGAAGAAGAAGAGGUUCAGUCGUGGGUCGUUGUUCGACUUUAUAGAGUCAUGGCUUCUCGAAGAUAUGCGCUAUUGGCAGCGAUUCUAAUCACUAUUUUUUUAGACGUAUCAUCAAUCGUCGCCACUGCCGCUGCUGUCGCGUGGAAUCCAAAAAUAUCUAGGUACAUAGGUAGUUACAACUUGGACAAGGGACCGGUGUUCUACGAGGCGUACUAUCCGGACUCUCGCGACGCUUAUCAGGAGAAACGCUACUUUGGCCGCAAUACAGUGUUGGAGACGAGUUUUCAAGUGCCCUUGGAGCGCUUCGCCGAGUACUCGGCCGAGAGAGAGAGAACCGCCGCGGAUCAUCCUAUUUCGAUUAAUGAAUCGUUCGUCGUUGUGGAUAACGAGGAGACAUUACCGAGAGAACAACGGAAAGCGCGAGUGUCUCGACGCACGUACGAUGCACGUACGACGAGUCAACUAGCGCCUUUCUCCAAUAAACGUUCAACAAUUUUCGACGAUGAUAAAAAUUCGCAAGUUGCGAAUAUCGAGGAAAUUUCCAAGCUGGUUAAAAGAGCGAUUUCCCGCGAUCUAGAGACGUGGAACGCCCUUGAAGGAUAUCUCGAUCGCACCAUCCAUCAAGAUCGGCCUCAGCUGGGGAUGUAUUCUAGAGAAAUCCACAAAAAUAGAGAAGGCGAUGGUUUCGUAAGUAAAUUGUUUCCAGGAAAUCGUGGACCUAAAGAUUUGUCGGAACGGCCGUCGAUUUUUGAGGCGUCGCCGUCGUUGCCUGGAAAAUUGGAUGCGCAUGAUGAAAAACAGGGACCUAUAUAUGCGAAUGAAAAUGCGAUGACGAGCGAGACGAGAGUAAGCGGUACGCAAGCUGUUGAUACAUCACCGCCGAUCGAUGUCAUCUCCGAUUCGUCAUCUCCGGAGAACAUUUUUCAACCGCGGCCUCAACUGAUCAAGUAUAUGUUUUUCAAGAGACCAGGACCUCCCCGGAUCGACAAACAAAAUGAGAAGACGAUCGACGAAUCUACACCACGGACUUCCGGUGACAAUCUCAUGCGUGAAGAAAUCGUCGACAACAACGGCAGACGAGUAGAAGAAAAUGUCAAAGUGACGUCUAUCGAAAUAAGCGACGUGCCGCGACACAAAACGCGUCAUCAUCACGGUGAAUGGCCUAAACGAGAUUACUCCAUUCAUCGUCAUCACUCGCGACCCGCUUACCCGACUGUCUCAUAGAAACAAAACGUACGUACGUGUAACGUCAUUAGAUUUAUACUCAUUUCCGCUAUCCCUAUAUUAUUAAGUAAUAUAAUCUAUCUAUAUCAUUAAGUAUACUGACAACGUGUACUAUAUCUCAAACUAUUUAUUGCGAAUAUACCAUUGAAUACACGUGCAACAAUCA
Messenger RNA from Temnothorax curvispinosus, 1399 nucleotides. RefSeq lists its product as uncharacterized. NCBI's taxonomy places the organism in Eukaryota, Metazoa, Arthropoda, Insecta, Hymenoptera, Formicidae. The record is from RefSeq and is a predicted model, not a curated record. The transcript has 3 exons. Bases 58 to 1233 code for a protein of 391 amino acids.